This is a messenger RNA of Anopheles maculipalpis, 678 nucleotides long. RefSeq lists its product as uncharacterized. The coding region runs from base 1 to 678 and encodes 225 amino acids. The record is from RefSeq and is a predicted model, not a curated record. The transcript is spliced from 2 exons. NCBI's taxonomy places the organism in Eukaryota, Metazoa, Arthropoda, Insecta, Diptera, Culicidae.
AUGAAGUCGUUGCUGGUGUUUGUUGCGGCCAUUUUGGUCACCGUGUCCGCUGCUCCGUACCAGUUGAUCCUGGUGGAUGAGGCCGAUCUUCCCUUUGCCCCGGUCCGUGUGGUCCGUAAUGCUCCGGGCGGUGGACUAAGCGGCAGUGCGGCCAACGCUGGCGCUCAAUCGUUCAAUCAGGGCUUCGGUGGCGGUUUCCCCGGACAUGGUGGUGGCUUUGGAGGACUUUCCGCAUCGGCUGCUAAUGCUGGUGCACAAUCGUUCACCCAGGGCGGUGGCGGUGGACAUGGAGGAUUCCCGGGAGGAUUCGGUGGACUUUCGGGUUCGGCAGCCAAUGCCGGUAGCCAGUCGUUCACGCAGGGCGGCGGUGGUCAUGGAGGUUUUGGAGGUCUCUCUGGAUCGGCUGCCAAUGCUGGUACUCAGUCCUUCACGCAGGGCGGCGGUGGCCAUGGAGGUGGUUUCGGUGGUUCGGCUGCCAACGCUGGUGCGCAAUCGUUCAACCAGGGUGGUGGCGGUGGACAUGGUGGAUUCCCCGGAUUCGGUGGAUUCUCUGGAUCGGCCGCUAAUGCUGCGUCGCAGUCUUUCACCCAGGGUGGUGGACACGGAGGACAUGGAGGAUUCGGCGGUCUGGCUGGAUCGGCAGCCAAUGCUGGAGCUCAAUCGGUGGUAGCUCACUAA